GCAAGAGAUGGGGAGCACUGGAGAGGCGUGGACUCAGUUGGGAUCUGCAAUUGCAGGCACGAUGUUCAUUUGGGCCAUGUUCAAACAAUACUUCCCUCCUCAUCUCCGAGAUCACAUUCAAACAUAUGCCCAAAAACUGGUGAGUUUUGUGUACCCUUAUAUCCAUAUCACUUUCCAUGAAUUCACCGGAGAAGGCUUCCGGCGCAGCCCAGCCUACGCCGCCAUCGAGACCUACCUCAGCGCCAACUCCUCAUUGCGUGCUAGGCGCCUCAAGGCCGACCUCGUCAAAGACUCCUAAUCCCUCAUUCUCAGCAUGGAUGAUUCGGAGGAGGUCGCUGAUGAGUUUCAAGGAGUCAAGCUUCGGUGGUCUUCCAACAAAAUUGUUCCUAUAAGGCAGGUCUUCUCUUUCUUUCCGACUUCCGAUGAGAAAAGGUACUACAAGCUCGUGUUCCAUAAACGGCACCGGGAAAUCGUCACCAAGUCCUACUUGAAGCAUGUGAUUGACGAAGGCAAGGCCGUCGCGAUGAGAAACCGACAAAGGAAGCUUCACACGAACAAUCGGGGUGAGAACCGGCUGUACAGGGAAAGUGUGUGGAGUCAUGUACCUCUUGAGCAUCCGGCAAGGUUUGAAACAUUGGCAAUGGAGCCUAAGAAGAAGGAGAUGAUCAUCAAUGACUUAAUAACUUUUAGCAAGUCAAAAGAGUAUUAUUCGAAAAUUGGGAAGGUGUGGAAGCGGGGAUAUUUGCUUUAUGGUCCCCCGGGGACCGGAAAGUCAACCAUGAUCGCGGCCAUGGCGAAUUUUUUGAACUAUGAUGUGUACGAUGUUGAGUUGACGGCGGUCAAGGAUAACACAGAGUUGAGGAAGCUGAUGAUUCAGACAUCCAGUAAGUCGAUCAUAGUGAUCGAGGAUAUUGAUUGUUCGCUUGAUCUUACAGGGCAGCGGAAGCAAAAGGAGGAGGAUGACAACAAUGAAGAUGAGAAGAGUCUAGUGAGUAAAAUGGCGAAAGAUGGUGGUAAGGAAGACAGCAAGGUCAGUCUAUCUGGGCUUUUAAACUGCAUUGAUGGCCUAUGGUCAGCUUGUUGGGAAGAAAGAAUAAUAGUGUUCACUACUAAUUAUGUGGAGAAGCUGGACCCAGCUCUCAUUCGCAGGGGACGGAUGGAUAAACACAUUGAAUUGUCCUAUUGUUGCUUUGAAGCGUUCAAAGUUCUUGCCAAGAAUUACUUGCAUGUUGAUUCGCACCAUUUAUUUGGGACGGUGCGCCAGUGGUUGGAGGAAACCAAGAUGACUCCAGCUGAUGUUGCAGAGACUUUGAUGCCCAAGCCCCCCGAAGAAGAUGCCACGAGUUGCUUGAGAAAUUUGGUUGAAGCACUUGAGAUGGCAAAGGAGGAAGCCAAGUUAAAAGCUGAGGAAGAAGAGAGAAUAAAGGCCGACAAAGAUGAGAAAGAGAAAAGUGAAACAAAGGUUGUAGAAGAAGAGGAGAAGAACAAACCAUCUGCGGAGAUGGAAGUAAAGAGUCAAGACAACAUUAGCUAGGAAGUGAAGGAGACUGGAGUCAUCACCUGUGAAAGAAGAUUGACUCAAGAGCUAAGGUAAAAGACCACUCCAGUUUAACAUUGUUGUAUCCUUAAAAUAUCUAUUUUAACAUGAAUGGAGCUCUAUUGAUAUUGGAUGGUUAAUUUAUUUCAGAUUUGUACGCUUCAAUGCUAGGUGAAAUAUAGCAUAAUAUCAUUUAAUGUUUUUAUUUUAUUUUAUUUAAUAUUGCUUUGUGUAGAUUGUAGAAUGAUUAUCCCUUUCUUAAAACUAGUUAUUACAUAAACUCAUUUUCUUCAUAAA
Messenger RNA from Malania oleifera, 1834 nucleotides. RefSeq names its product AAA-ATPase ASD, mitochondrial. The record is from RefSeq and is a predicted model, not a curated record. Lineage: Eukaryota; Viridiplantae; Streptophyta; Magnoliopsida; Santalales; Ximeniaceae. The transcript has a single exon. Gene Ontology annotation, molecular function: ATP hydrolysis activity; ATP binding.